GCGGGCGCGGUGAUGGGCGCGGGAUGGCGGCGCUGGGAGCGCUGGUGAAGAAGGCGUGGAGCGUGCGGCGGUUCGUGGUGCUGCUCUGCGCGCCCCUGGCGCUGGUGCCCGUCCUGCUCAGCCUGCCCGCCAAGGAAGGAAGAUGCCUCUAUGUGAUCCUGCUGAUGGCCCUGUACUGGUGCACCGAGGCGCUGCCCUUGGCCGUGACGGCUCUGCUGCCCAUCGUCCUCUUUCCCUUCCUGGGGAUCCUCCCAUCUAACAAAGUUUGCCCACAAUACUUUUUAGACACCAAUUUCCUCUUCCUCAGUGGCUUAAUCAUGGCCUCAGCCAUUGAGGAGUGGAAUUUACACCGCAGGAUCGCGCUCCGGGUCCUCAUGUUGGUGGGAGUGCAGCCAGCCAGACUAAUUUUAGGGAUGAUGUUGACAACGUCUUUCCUGUCCAUGUGGUUAAGUAAUACUGCCUCCACUGCUAUGAUGCUUCCAAUUGCAAAUGCAAUUUUAAAAAGCCUCUUUGGGGAGAAAGACACAUCUAAGGAUUUGAGCAGGGAAAAUGAAGAAAACCAAGCAUCUUUACAGCAGAAUAAACUUUACACUGUACCAACUGAGAUGCAGUUUCUGGCAAGUACUGAGGACAAAGAUCUGUCGGAGGAGAAGGAGAUUUCCAGCGAUGCUCUCUCAGACUUAAAGAAAGAAGAGGAAUACAAAACAAAUAUAUGGAAAGGUUUCCUCAUCUCAAUCCCAUAUGCAGCCAGCAUUGGAGGUACAGCAACGCUGACGGGAACUGCACCAAACCUCAUCCUUCUGGGACAGCUGAAGAGUUAUUUUCCAGAAUGUGAUGUGGUGAACUUUGGUUCUUGGUUUAUGUUUGCAUUUCCUUUAAUGCUGAUUUUUCUUCUCAUGGGAUGGCUAUGGAUCUCCAUCCUGUAUGGAGGAAUUAACCUGAGGGGCUGGAAAACAAAAAAGUCAAAUAUAAGAGUGGAUGCAGAAGCCCGAGCCAAGGAAGUGAUAAAGGAGGACUAUCAGAAACUGGGUCCAACAAAGUUUGCAGAACAGGCAAUUUUCUUCUUCUUCUGCAUGUUUGCAAUCAUGCUGUUCUCCAGGGAUCCCAAAUUCAUUCCAGGUUGGGCAAGCUUGUUUGCACCAGGGUUUAUCUCGGAUGCAGUUACAGGAAUCACCAUUGUGAUUAUACUGUUCUUCUUCCCUUCACAAAAGCCUUCCUUCAGGUGGUGGUUUGACUUGAAAGCACCAAACACAGAGACACAGCCCCUGCUGACUUGGAGAAAGGCCCAAGAGACCGUGCCCUGGAACAUCAUCCUGCUUCUUGGAGGAGGCUUUGCCAUGGCCAAGGGCUGUGAGGAGUCUGGUUUGUCUGUGUGGAUUGGAGGCCGCCUGCACCCCUUGGAGGGGGUGCCCCCGCCCGUGGCCGUCAUCCUGGUCACGGUUGUCAUCGCCUUGUUCACGGAGUUUGCCAGCAACACAGCCACCAUUAUCAUCUUUCUGCCUGUCUUGGCAGAGCUGGCAAUUCGUCUGAAAGUAAAUCCCCUCUAUUUAAUGAUACCAGGAACUAUAGGAUGCUCCUAUGCAUUCAUGCUGCCAGUCUCAACACCUCCUAACUCAAUUGCAUUUUCUUCUGGACAUUUGCUGGUCAAGGAUAUGGCAAGAACUGGGUUGCUCAUGAAUCUUAUGGGAGUUCUGCUUCUUAGCUUGGCUAUGAACACAUGGGCCAAGAGCAUCUUCCAGCUGGGGACCUUCCCUGCUUGGGCCAACAUCCAUGCAGAAAAUGCCACCUCACUUUUGACAGCUGUAGAAAAUGUCACUUUAAGUGCACUAAAUAAAAUAUGAACAAAGCCA
Messenger RNA from Chiroxiphia lanceolata (lance-tailed manakin), 1850 nucleotides. It is a transcript of the gene SLC13A3, whose product is annotated as solute carrier family 13 member 3. The transcript is spliced from 13 exons. Gene Ontology annotation, molecular function: citrate transmembrane transporter activity; succinate transmembrane transporter activity; sodium:dicarboxylate symporter activity. The record is from RefSeq and is a predicted model, not a curated record. Bases 24 to 1841 code for a protein of 605 amino acids. Gene Ontology annotation, cellular component: membrane. Gene Ontology annotation, biological process: monoatomic anion transmembrane transport; citrate transport. Lineage: Eukaryota; Metazoa; Chordata; Aves; Passeriformes; Pipridae.